This is a messenger RNA of Myripristis murdjan (pinecone soldierfish), 8111 nucleotides long. Its product is annotated as SH3 domain-containing protein 19-like. The coding region runs from base 367 to 3876 and encodes 1169 amino acids. Lineage: Eukaryota; Metazoa; Chordata; Actinopteri; Holocentriformes; Holocentridae. Gene Ontology annotation, molecular function: protein binding. The record is from RefSeq and is a predicted model, not a curated record. Gene Ontology annotation, biological process: protein transport to vacuole involved in ubiquitin-dependent protein catabolic process via the multivesicular body sorting pathway. The transcript has 17 exons. Gene Ontology annotation, cellular component: ESCRT-0 complex.
UGCUCUCGUGCGCUCUGGUGGGAAACAGGGAAGAGAUAAAAAACUGUUUUAACCGACACCGAGCGGCACUUCUCCUCCCCGGACCGACAGCCUUACGUUUCUCCGUCUGACUGCUGGGGGGGGAAAAAAACAGCCUCCACAGGCCGGACCGAACCCGCCCGGGGACCCAGGGCUCGGUUUCGGGUGAAAGUUGGCGGUGUUUCGGCGAAGUUGGCCCGAGUCGUCGCGGUGGAUGUCGGCGGAGAACAAGGCGGAAUGCUGGGGCCGCCGUCGCCGAGCUGAAGCGGCUCCAUUUUCGACAGCCGGAGAGAGAGAGGAGCGAAAGAAAAGAGAGAAAGAGGAGAAAAACAAGUGAACGACGGAGCAAUGGCCGAAGCCAGGACGGACGAGGAGGAGGAAAACAUGAGAGAAACCCGGGAACAAGUGGUGAGACGGCAGCCGAACAGCUCCGGAGGUCGUCCCAACAGACGUAAGCCGGAGCAUCGUCACAGCCAGGGUCCUCUCUCGUCCAUCAGAGCUGCCAUCAAGAGGACCUCCACGAGGUCGACCUCUCUCUCCGAGGCGCCCAGAGAACGAGAGCGAGACCGGGACCGGAGGCGACCGGAGAUCACCAUCCUGUCAGCAGAGCCGCUUGCCUCCACCUCCUGGUUCCCAGGGGCUUCUGGGGGAUUCCCUCCUCCGCCUCCACCAGCCGCUCAGAUCUGGGGUCCCACCAUCCCUCCAUCCAUACAGCCUCCUCCCUCGUAUGAGGAGGUGAUCAGAGAAAAGACUCAGGAGCAGGUUCUCCUCCCCCCUUCCUCCUCCUCCUCCUCUUCCUCCUCCUCCUCCUCCUCUUCACGACGUCCAGUUUCCACAACAACCAUCGCCACGCAGACCGAUCCAGGCUCCGCCCCCGAGCCCCACGGCUCUCAGGUUAAGAGACCAGUGAGGCCACCACGACCGUCUCUCCCUUACACUCCCAAACCGUCCCACGUUGAUGACAUCAGCAGCAGUGCUAGCCAGUCAUCGUUCAUCGCCCUGUGUGACAGCGCGGGACCAAACUCACACCCCGAGGGCGUCACACACACCGUCACACACACCGUCACACACUCCUCAGCUCACACACAGUGCUGUGACCUCCUCGCUGACGUUUUCUCACCUUUGACCUCCGCCUGUGGAGCUCAAACUGACCAGUGGGAUCCACCUGUGGCUGGUGUAACCGUGGCAACACCUUCUGGCCCCUCGCCCAACGCCCCGCUGGAGCGUCCCAGGCCGCGCCCACGCUCCAGGCCCCGCCCACAGUCCGGCAGCACAGAGGUCAAAGUUCAGACUCUGGUGAAGCUCCGCGAGGACGGGUUAGCCACACUCGCCGCCCGCAGAGAAAGCGACGUCACCAACAAGGAAGUGAGCCAGGGGAAGUACCUGCAGGAGCUCCUCGAGGCCUUCAGCUCUGACGACUGGGGCUUCCCCGAUCACCGUAGCGACGGCAGCGGGCUCAGCCAAUCGGAGGGCGAGGAGGAAGACGAGGAAGAGGAAGUUGAGGAAGAAGACAUGGCGACUCUGAAAGCGAGGAUCCAAGCCUUCGAACAGCAGCAGCAGCAGCAGGUGGCCGACGGUAGCUAUGGAAACGGUAACCAUGGAGACUGUGGGACAGCCGAAGAGGCCUCCAUCGCUAAGAGACCCGAACCGCGGCCACGCCCUCGUCUCCAGGGCCAGCCCGCCAAACCGGCCCCUCCCAUCGUCGCCCCAAAACCCAAAACCUUUGCACACAACAUCAAACCGUCCAGCAAAGGAUUCUGGGAAGACGGAGCUUUGACAGCAGCAGGAUCAGACUCGGGUGGCGUUGACGCCCCGAAAAGAACUGACCCCCCGGCUGCAGACGUAAACCCCUCUGAAGCCGCCCCUUCCUGUCCCCCAAAACCUGCUCCGGCUUUGCUUCCCCAACCCCAGAAAAGCACCGAAAAGCCCCCGCCGAUUUCCCCCAAACCCCAGUGUCCCGUAGAAACCCCCCCCUCAGCCGCCCCGGCCCCGGUCCCCGCCCCCCGGCCGCCUCCGCCCAAACACAGCUCCUCCCAGGGCGACGCCAAUCCCAAACCCCCACCCAGACCUCCAGUCGCCCCCAGGGCCAGCGUGGGCGCUCCGGCCCAGGACAGGAGCAGCGCGGCCGGGGUGGAGGCUCCGACUCUGCCCCCGAGACCCUCCACAGAGGGCGGCACGGGCACGGAGACACAGACACAGACACACACCGCGAAACCGGGAAGUGGUCGUCCAGGACUCCCGACAAAACCACCGGCACUGACCUCAGCACGCAGAGCCAGCGCUCCAGCUGUGGCCUCCAAGCCCGCUGGACCCUCGCCGACACCCACAAACCCGGACCCGGCCCCCGUUCUGCCCAAACCUCCUGCCCCGGCUGCAGCCUCCAAACCUCCAGGCCCCUCUCCGGCCCCAGUCACAGCCCCGGCCCCGGCCCCUGGUCUCAAACCUCCAGCUCCGGCCCUCAGGAAGGGCCCUCCACCUCAGACCAAACCCGAUGCUGCGAGCACUGCCAACCCGAACCCGUCGGACCCUCCUCUGCCUCCACGUCCAUCAGGAGUGAAGCUCCUCCCCCUUCGUCCUCCACCAAUCAAAUCCAUUCCUGGCCGACCGCCGCCUCCCGCCAUCAACACCACGUCCUCCUCUGCAACCAACCAGGCACCUCCUCCAGCUAAAACUAGCCCCGCCCCCUCUGCUUCUCCGGCCAACCAGGCGCCUCCUCCAGCUAAAACUAGCCCCGCCCCCUCUGCCUCUCCAGCCAACCAGGCGCCUCCUCCAGCUAAAACUAGCCCCGCCCCCUCUGCUUCUCCAGCCAACCAGGUGCCUCCUCCUUCCAAGACUCCAUCCCCGGCCAAUCAGACGCAAAGUCAGAAGACGCUGAAGAGAGGGCCCCCGCUGCCCCCCCGGCCUAAACCUGGACACCCGCUGUACGGCAGCUAUGUGAAACAGGAAGUCCUGGUUGUACUGGAUGACCCAAGCCCCGCCCCUUCGGAGAAUCUGUUGGGUGAAGGGAGAGCUCACACUGUCGUCACGCCUCUCAUCGACCAAUCACAGUGUCUCCUGGACCUGGACAUCCAACCAGAGCCUGCCCCUGACAUGGACAACCAAUCCAAACGCACCUUGGAGGGCCUGGGCCUGUCAGAGUCUCAGUCCAUCCUGCCUGUCCAGAAGGAGCAGCCAGAGCCUGCAGCUGUCAGCGGUCCCAGGUGCGUGGCCAAGUUCGACUAUGAGGGCGAGGAGGAGGACGAGCUCACCUUCUCCCAGGGUGAUGUCAUCGCCCUGCUGGAGCUGAUUGGACAGGAGUGGGGGCGGGGCCAGAUCCACGGGCGAAUAGGAAUCUUCCCUCUCAGCUUCACUGAGGUGGUGGAGCCCCUCCCACAGCCGCCGUCGCCGGGGGAAACAGCAGAAGUUACGCCUGUGGUGGCCACGGAUCCCACAGCGGUGGAAACGCCUGCACCAAAACCCCCACAGGACCAAGACUCCGUGGCCGAGGAGUGGGCCGUGGCCUUGUUCGACUUCCCGGGUCAGACCGCAGAGGAUCUGUCCUUCCACAAGGGGGCGCAGAUCAAAGUGCUGCGGCACAUCGACGCCGAGUGGAGGAGGGGCAGACUGGAGGGGAGAGAGGGGAUCUACCCCGCCGCUUUCACACAGCCCUGCAACGCUCAGCCAAUCACAGGCCAGCAGUCGGCAGUUAAGGGCGUGGCCAAGGCUCUGUUUGACUUCGCAGCAGAGAGUGAAGACGAGCUGACACUGAAGGUGGGUGACACCAUAACGGAGGUGGAGUCUGUGGAUGAGCAGUGGAUUAUGGGAGUUGUCGGCGGCAAGCGUGGAAUCGUGCCCAAAAACUACAUUUCACUCUGUUAAGUGGAAACUCUAACACUGUCCCGACCAGCUGAGCGGGAAACCGCAGCUUCAAACUGUCAACCCCCCCGAGAUGAAAAUACACAGCUGGGGCAUUGAGCCGGCAUCCCUCCAAGCUACAAGCCCCUCCCACCUGUUCCCCUGUGAUGAGUUGUGUUUGGUGGGCAUUUUGAACCAAAGUACCGUGUGUGUUGCCAUGAAAACACGUGUACAUGCACACGUCGAAGCCGUUGUCGAGUGUUUCCGUGUAUUUCAGUAACCAAACGUUUCCAUUUUCCAAAAAAAUAAACAGAAAUCCCUUUUCCGAAAACAACGCAGCUGGUUGUUAAGGAACCUGUUCUGUCGUCAUGUGGAGAACCUACAGAACCAGCAGCACCUGAAGCAACGGGAUCGUCUCCUCGGUUGACGACCCUCAACUGAUGUUGCCCUGGCAACCGAGAAAUUGCCUGUUGUCAUGACGACCGAGAGCACGACGAACUGUUGGUGCCUUGAUUUGACUGUUUCCGUUCAGUGUUGCCUCAGUGAUAUGGAACACUUUGCCUUACUUGGCUGUCGCCCUGACAACCAAAAAUGCUACGACACUACACUCCCCUUGGUAACAGAACUGCAGAACUGUGAAUGGCUGCUGUUGCCAAGGAGAGUGAGAUCACUGAUGCCAGCCUGUGUUGCCUCGACAACAACAGAAAACACCAUCCACCAGUGUUGAUUUGAUGAUUCAGAACACUUUUGACUGUUUCCUUGGCAACUGAGAACACUACAUCAGCCUACCUUGAUUACUUUGAAACCCUGUGUGGCUGUUUCCAUGGAGAUCCCACCCCUGUAUUGUUUUGACAACAACAUAGAACUUCAUCCACCAGUGUUGCCUUGGUGACCAAGAAAACCUUUCCUUACUGGCUGUUGGCUUGGCAACCGAGAACACUACACCAGUCCCACCUUAGUAACCUAGACACCUUGAGUGGCUCUUGCCAUGGAGAAUGAUAACCUGUGUUACCUUAACAAUAAUAGCAAACACUAUCCACUGAUGUUGCCUUGUGACUGAGAACACUUUUCCUUAUUGACUGUUGCCUUGGCAACUGAGAACACCAUGCCAGCCUUACCAUGGUAACUUAGAAACCUUGUGUAGUCAUGGAGAACCUGUGUUGCCUGGACGACAACAGGAACCAUUGUUCACCAGUGUUGCCUUGGUGAUUGGGAAAGACAGCAUUUCCCGUCCAACAGAACACACUGCUGUUACCAUGGCAACUGAAAGUGCGACUGUAUUGUUUUUUUUAGAGUCACGGAGCUGUGCGGCUCUGUUGCUGUGAUCACUUCCUCGUCUCAGAUGACUCUUUGUUUAAUUCAGUCAGAACUUUGGUCUUUUCCCACCCGGACUCAAUUUUUCCAUCAUUUUCUGACGUGGUAUCACUGAGCCUGUGUUUCCAUGACAACAACAGGUGCUUUUGGGUCUGGUUUGUGGAGCAUCAGUUCAACGGAAGCUCCAAAAACCAAACCGAAAAACACUCAAAGUUUAUGUGCUUCAGCUGCAAAUGACAACACAGUGUCAAUGUCCGAGGUGAAAAAUUGCUUUAAAGAGCCUUUACUAUAGGAAUCCAACUUUUCCUACGUUUGUAUCCAUAUAUGAGCACAGACGUUACAAUGCAGACUGUUUAAAUUUGAUUGUUGUUUGAGCGGUAAAAUUGAAAGUUACUGCGUUCUGAGAAACUCCAAGCAGUUUCAGCCUAACUCCAGGAAACACGUUACAGCUGGACUCGGUCCUGAUUGGCUCCCUUCACGUAGGAAUCACAGAAAUCCACCCUGUCCGGCCAGUUAGCGUUAUUUGACAUUGAAAAGCUCCACUCAGCAGGUUUUACCUCGACUGAAUUAGAGGAGCUACUUUGAGCUGCUUCAACCAGCCAAUCAGAGACCACUCUGUCACAUUUAUAACUUUUAUAAUUCACCAAACUGCAGUUAUUUCUGAAACAACACGGAAAACAUAACUCUGAUGCUGAGCCAGAGGAGAUUUGAAAAUGAAAUCAUGCAAACUGAGUAACAUGGGGGCAUUAAAGGGAAAUUCCACCCUAAAACACAUGAGCACAUUUUAAUGUCAGGGGCUGGUGACUUAUAUUGUGUUUCUGGUGGUGUUUUGUGUGCAGCUGUAAUGGAGUUUAAUAGGAGAAAGAAGUGAGCUCUCUCUUUUCUCCGCUGGAUUUCUCCCUGUUUGUUUGUUUGCUUGUUUGACAUCGCUGCAAAGACGUCCUCGCUCUUUUACUUUCAGGGUUUGACAUUGAAAUCUGACAGCUAUGAUGGUUGUCAGCCACAGAAAAACAAAAUUUCAUGAUCAGAGAACAAACCAGCACCAGAAAUGCAGGACAAGUCAUCAGACCCUGUUUUUAAAAAAGUGAUUAUGUGGCUGUCGCUGGAAUAUUUACGUUAAAGUUAGUGUCCCGGCUGCUGUCCUGUCUGAAUAGUGCUGCUAAAUUUUGGAAAUUUAAUCUUUCAGCCCUCAGUUCUAAAAAAAAACAACUGUGACAUUGCACAGGGACAUUGUUAGUUUCAAUUAACUGAACACUACCUACUGCAUAAGCACCUUUUAUCUUGAUGAUUUACUAAAUAAAGGCUUAUUGAAUUAGUUUGUAAUAUUUUAAACCCUCACAUCUAAACUUUGAAAUGCUCUGAGUGAAUCGCCUCACUCAGAGUGGAACAAAAAGUGUUUUUAUAAAGGUUUAAUACAAUAAAAUCAUCUUAUAAAUGUCUGUAAUACACCACAAUCAUAAAGUCAUGGUGCCUUAUAAGUGUGUUAUAAUUUUUCUAACUAAAGUUGUAAUACAUCAUGAACAGAUUCUCUAAGCCUUUACGACUCGAGCACAUGUUUAUCAUUUGUUAUAAUGAGACUUUUACGUCCUGUAAGCGAUGGUGCUCCAUAGAAAGUGACUUGUAAAAUCAGUUUUCAGCCUCCACCCGUUCAGCUUCUGCUUCCUGGAGUUAAUCUGCGCUGCGAGGCCGUGUUACACACUGUGUUACACACCGCGCCGAGCCGUACCGAUGUGUGUUCGCCACGGCGUCGGCAUACCGAACCGAGUAUCACGAAGUAUUGAGAGCCUCAUGCGCCUCGCUGGUUUCAGUGCCGUGACUCCGUGAGGUGGAGGGCUCUGGCUGUCGAUUUUUAAAGGUACUGUACCGCCUCCUGUCCUGAAAUGUGCCCUUAUCUUGAAAAAUUCAUGCUCUGCGUGCUAAUGUGAUUUCCUCUUGUUAAAAACACUACAUCUCAAAAACAGCAUCUCUUACUGCAGGCUGGAUAUGAGUCCUACUUAUCAACUCAAACUCUUAAGUGUUCUUGUUUUAUUUUUUUCAUUAAAGGUAAAACAUGAAGGAUUUUCUCUGAAUCUGCCACCUUGACGACGACCACCGGCUGUUUGUUUUUUUUUUUUUUUACAUUCCUGUUUUUAGUCGUUUAUCCGGUGUGAAUCUCAGUACAUUUCACGGAAACACACCGACUGUGGCUGAGGUCAAAUUUUCUUAUUUUUUCAAUUAAAGGGCGAAGAGUCCCAUUUUCCAGAGUAAUCCCAGUAUGAACCAGAUUAAAGUGUGAAGCUGACGGCUGGGUUUGCUCUCUGAGGCGGUGAAAAGCAUCUCACCUGAUGUUGCGUUCACAAAAGAUGUUGGAAAAUCUGAAAUUCCAGCUUCCUGCACUGUAAACACUACACGACGUUAUAAUGACACUGAAUUCAUAUUUGCAGCAUCACAAGACCUCCAGUUUGUCAAAAUACCAACACAAUUAAACGACAUUAUCGUUGCACUGAAGCAUUCUAACACUACAUUUGCUGUUGCGUCACAAAUGGGUUUAUGUCGAGUUAAAAAAAAAAAAAAAAAAACUCACACACAUUCAUGUCUGAUUUCUUUUUUCCAAGCUGGAAUUACGACGGUCCAAACGGGAAAUUCUGACUUUUGACUUUGAUUUGAACGUCUUACCCUCUCAUCUGUUUCACCGGCAGUUUAAGAAAGAAAGAGAAAAUCUGACAUGUGGCGUCUUUAACAUGCCAGCAAUACGACUGGUCAUGUACCAAUGUAAUGACUGUAAUGCGUGUGUGUGUGUGUCUGUGUGUGUGUGUGUGUCUGUGUGUGUGUGUGUGUGUGUGGGAAAGAGAAAGAGAGAGAGAGAUGAGUAAACAGAUUGAAAUAGCUUUGUAACAGAUGUUUUAAUGUGUAACCAAACAUUCCGACUUUCUAAUCCAAAUAAAACGGUGACACGUUUUAAUAUU